Messenger RNA from Ostrinia nubilalis (European corn borer), 4020 nucleotides. RefSeq names its product DGAT1/2-independent enzyme synthesizing storage lipids. The transcript has 7 exons. Gene Ontology annotation, molecular function: acyltransferase activity. The record is from RefSeq and is a predicted model, not a curated record. NCBI's taxonomy places the organism in Eukaryota, Metazoa, Arthropoda, Insecta, Lepidoptera, Crambidae. The coding region runs from base 83 to 1300 and encodes 405 amino acids.
GUGCCGGAAUCGCACGCGCAGUAUAACGCAGCAUAACGUACGAGUCGUCGCGUCGAUACGUUUGAAAGAAAAAAUUCGGUCCAUGCACCCGCCGGAUGCAAACCCGCUCUCGGUCAUCGGGUUAUCGAGUGCAGUUUUAAAAAUUAAAAAGAUAAGCCAAUAUUUUGCAAUGGUGGACAAACAGUGUGUCGCCGGGCCCGUAAAGGCUUACAUCAUGAGUGACCUGCUGAAGAAGGUCGAUUUUGACACGAAAAAUGACUUCGUCAAAGUCGCCGUCGCCAUUGCCGGGUUCUACAUGGGAAUAUUUUAUCUGGAGUACGUAGACGCAGAAUACAGCCUGUGGCUCACCUGGUUUCUGACGCCAGUCAUCGUCACCUUCCUUCUACCGGCCGUCAUCAUCAUCCUCAUAUACAUCAGCAGCAUCAUAUUCCACCUCUACAGGCUAUACAGGUUACGAGUGGUGGCCGGCGUUCAAAAUGACUGGAGGCACGCGGCGAGAUUGGCAGUGUGCGCGCUAUGGGACGCACACGGCUGGCUGUGGCAUGGUUACGACGUCCGAGGCCUAGAGAACAUCCCAGACGGGCCGUUCCUUGUGAUAUACUACCACGGCGCGCUGCCCAUCGACAUGUAUUACUUCAUCGCGCACAUGAUGCUGUUCAAGCGGCGACUUGUGCACACGGUGGCGGACCGGUUUUGCUUCAAGAUACCUGGCUGGAAAUCACUCCUGGAAGGUUUGUGCGUGAUCCCGGGAACAGUGCAGACGUGUGCGAGCGUGCUUCGCUCCGGGAGCCCCCUAGCUAUAUCCCCGGGCGGCGUCUACGAGGCGCAGUUCGGAGACCACUAUUAUAGGUUGCACUGGAAGUCCAGGAUAGGAUUCGCUAAAGUCGCACAGGAGGCUAAAGUGCCAAUCGUCCCGAUGUUCACUCAGAACGUCCGCGAAGCCUUCCGCACAGUCGGUUGGUUACGCGGCGUGUGUUUACGAGUAUACGCCGCCACGCGGGUGCCGCUAGCGCCGGUUUAUGGGGGAUUCCCGGUUAAGCUGGUGACACAUCUCGGCCCGCCCAUACCGCACGACCCCCGCCUAACGCCCGCCCAGCUGCAGCAGAAGGUGGCAGAAGCUAUUGAAAAACUGAUCGACGAGCACCAGCGAGUGCCCGGCAACAUCCUGCUUGCCCUCACAGAGCGCGUCUACGAGAUGCCCAAGCGGAGGGCGAAGCCCCGCGACCUCCCCAACGGAAAAUGCCAAAACGGCGCCACCUCCAGUGACAAAUGUGACAGUGACGAAGCCAAAGUUUCAUAACUCCCGCCACUUUUUUGACGUAACUGUAAAAAACUUUUUAAAAGUAUCAACGGCCAUGUAAAAAUUCAGUAUUUCCCCGCGCAAAUACUCUGUUUUUACACAUCUUGGGUUCAAACCCAUUUCUGUUUCGGGCUCGCCCGUCCGCCAUUUUGUUUAAUCGCUAUCAAAUUCGGAAUUACUCAAUUUAAUAUAGAAUCAUUGAUUUUCGUUCUUGGCUCUAGAGCAUUGGUUCCCAAAGUGGGGGGCGAAAAACCUGCGACCGCUGUGAAAAUGCAUUCCAGACUGCUCGAUACGACCAAUAAAUGAUCUUGACUGGAGGAGGGGGGGGCGCGGAAUUUUUGUAUGGUCGAAAGGGGAUGCGUCUCAAAUAAGUUUGGGAAAAAAUGCUCUAGAGUAUACGUUACCUAAUAAAGUUACUUUUUGGUCUUGAGUUAGUACAAAGAUACUUCUAAAAUUAAGCAUUUGAAAUAUACUCAGCUUAUUCUAUUAAUUAGGUACGCAACAAAACUGAAACGUCGCAAUGUUAACGUAUUACAAGUGCUCAUAAUGUUUGUAUUUAUUUUAAUAAAAAACACCAUUAAAAAUAAGUUAUAAAAUCUGAAUAACAGGACCGAUUUUGUAGAAUAAUAAUAUAAAAGUUUGACAAUCGGGUGUUGACAACGAUGAUGGAUGACAUAACAUUUUACUAUAUGUUUGCAGUUUAUGUAUUCCAUUUUAAAAAUAUACCAUAAACGUUAAAAAUCAAAUAUUUAACGUAUUUACGAGAUUUAGUUGCAUUUAUAGAAACAAAAGUUCAAAAGCGAUCCAAAAUAUAAAAACGUAUCAGUACAAAACUAUGUACAGAUCGUUAUUAAAGGUAUUAAAUACUUUUUAAACCUUGAACUAGAAUAGAGAAAUAUCUUGUUGAUGUUGGAAACACCAGGUAAAGGGUUAUUUAAGAAAACGUAAUUUAAUACAUAAAUUAUAUUAUGUAUAGUCUGGUCUGCGAGCACGUAGAAUUUUGUCCAAUGACCCCAAACUACCCCUACCCAAGCGACUGUGCGACGGGCGCCCGCAGUGAGUGUGCGAGCGCGACAGCAAUAUAAUUACGCGCGAGCGAUAAGGAUGGUUAGCUUGGGGUCAUUGGACAAAAUUCUACGUGCUCACAGACCGGGCUUUAGUUUGAGUGAAGCAGCGUGAUUUUACUAAAAUCAAGUUUUAUUGGCAAAUCAUGAGACACUCGAGUGUUUUGCACGAUCAUAUUAAGUUCUCUCACAAACUAUUAUAAGUUAUUAUUAGUAUCUAAAAUGUAUUUAUUUAUUUAAAAAUAGAGCAUUGCUUAUUUAUGUUAGUAUUUAUUGAAUUUUACGAAAAAUGUGCUACUUAAUCAUGGCUUUUAGAUAAACUCAAAUUAGUUAAAUUAGAUGAUCUAGGUGCAAAACACUCCUGUAAUAAUUUUAAUAUCGAAUUUACAUUAUUAUUUUAUAUUUUUAGGAUUUGCUUUUAAUUUUAUUCGACAUAUCAAACAAUUAUGAAUUUUGUGAUAGUUUAAAGACAUUAUUUGUAUAAAAAAUAAAAAUAUGCAUUUUGUGUCAAAUUUUUUUCGUAGUUUGUGUAACUAAAUUAUAUUUAUAAUCAACAAGGACGUGGUUCGAAGUAUGUAUGUGUAUGUUUAUACAUGUUUAACUAUUAAUCCGACACUAGAAAUAAUUUUACAAUUUCUAUGUUUAGUGCUUAGAUAUUUGAGAGAAAAGUCUAAUAUACGUUCAGACUAGCGGUAUAAAAUUUACAUUGACCAGUUUGGGAAUUAUUUCACUGGUUUGCCACUUUUGCUUCCAGUGAGAGCAUAGACGACUUUUAAUCGAUCAUCAAAAGGGCCCCGGUUAUCGAUAAGGCAGAUGUAGCCACUCGGAAAAGUAUGAAAAUGUGUCAUAAAUUGAAAGAUUUAAAGGUAAUGGAGUCUCAGAUGUACUUUGCCUUGGGUUUAAUCAGGCCCUGUGUAUCAAUGUCUUCUGACAUAAUGAUGACGUAGGAAUUUGUAUCUUGUAUAUUUGUAUUAAAAUUCAAGUUUGUUCAUCAUUAUGUUAGAGGUAUUGAUGAUUUUCGAUUGCCUUUCUCUAAGUCUACACUUCCUAGUGUGAGGUAAUAUUAGCGUAUGUAUUUAACAUAAGUUAGCAGUAGUGCUGGCGCUACUAUAUGUAAGCACUAAUAUAAAAUAUUGUGCUUAUUUACUUUUGGAUGUGUCAUGUGUAGAAUGAGGACUUAAUACACUCUGGACAAUCUUGUUAGUUGCACUUCUAAAGAAGCACUGAAUUUGGGCAAAAUACUAAAUUAAUAGCGUUUAGUAAAAUUAGUAAGUGUGUCAAUGUCAUUAAACUUUAACAAUAAUGCUAAAAUAAGUUUGAAUAUAUUAAUUUAUAUCAUAAAGUAACAACAAGCCUGCUUGACGGUAACCCUACUAAAUAAGAACCGAUGUACAGUCACGCGCAAAAAAGUAUGAAAUCAAAUAAAUAUUCCAAUCUCUACUAGAAAUUAUCUUCUUUCUUAUAAUGAACUUAUGGUGAUAUGUGGUCAUAUUAAUUGAAUUCAUACGUUUUUGCGCUUUACUGUACAUCUUUAACGUGCCAGUUGUGUGUUAGUUCGCCUGCCCCAUUUUUGACUGUUAGUAAGUUUGUACUGUAUAAAUAUACUUAAUUGCGAAUGGAUACUUAUUUAAGUAUAAAUAUAAUAUUUUCUAAGUA